Messenger RNA from Rubroshorea leprosula, 751 nucleotides. The record is from the annotation of a GenBank genome assembly. NCBI's taxonomy places the organism in Eukaryota, Viridiplantae, Streptophyta, Magnoliopsida, Malvales, Dipterocarpaceae.
UCAAACUCAAAACUCUCUUGUCAAGUUAAAAGUAAAACAGAGUUUUCUGAUCUGAAGAGUAGCCAAACUGGGUUCUGAUAUUCUCAGAUGAUAGAAAUUUUGAUGAUGAAGGAUUGUAAGAGCAUGGCCAAGUGUUUUGGGAUAGGGGGUUUUGUGUUGCUGCUGGUACUGGCGGCGUCUAUGUUGGUUCUUCCGUUGAUGCUGCCGCCCCUUCCUCCUCCGCCCUUGAUGCUGCUUUUCUUUCCUGUUGGGAUCAUGGCGGCUCUCAUGAUCUUGGCUUUCUCCCCCGCUGACGUUGCCGGGAAUGUUGUGGUUCAUUCCGUGUAAGAUCGAUCUGCGCAUUUCUUCAAUUUGCAGCUACAAAUACAAUAACAUUAGAACUGCACAAGGAAAUGUAGAAAAUCAAUUUUCAGAUAAAAAGCCAUUACAUUAAUUUUUUUUUUCUUCUUCCUUCGCCGUUUCUCUAUUCUUUGAGCAGCCAUUUUAGAAGUUUUUGGAGCAAGUCAAAAAGGGUUAUCUUCUACAGUCUCUGUUUUUCAAAAUCAAUGUUGCUGAGCAACACAUUAUAGUUUUGAAGCUAAAAAUUCAUAAACACACGCAUUGAUUUCAACAUAUAAACCAUGCAAGACAGUGGUCAUACUUAGAUUUUCCAUCCAUGGAAGAAUAAAAAAGGGAUUAAUGUCAAGCUCUAAAUUUGACUAAAGGAGGAUAUGGGAAGCCUCUUCAUUUUGAAUAAAUAGUUUUAAUGCAG